Molecule: messenger RNA, 1951 nt
Organism: Rhea pennata
Lineage: Eukaryota; Metazoa; Chordata; Aves; Rheiformes; Rheidae
Gene: PIGB
Product: phosphatidylinositol glycan anchor biosynthesis class B
Biological process (GO): GPI anchor biosynthetic process
Cellular component (GO): endoplasmic reticulum membrane
Molecular function (GO): alpha-1,2-mannosyltransferase activity
Source: RefSeq, a predicted model, not a curated record
AUGGAGGCGGCGGGCGGGCUGCUGGCGCGGGCGCGGCUGCGGCGGGCCGAGGCCGUGCGGCUCCGCAAGCGGAGGUCGGUGCUGUACGGCGCCCCCGGCGGGCGGCGCGGCGGCGGUCCGCCCGGCGAGAGCCCCCGGCUGGUGGCGCUGGCGGUGGCGCUGCGCGGGCUCAACUGCGCGCUGGUGCAGACGAGCUUCGUGCCCGACGAGUACUGGCAGUCGCUGGAAGUCGCGCAUCGCAUGGUGUUUAAUUAUGGCUACCUGACUUGGGAAUGGGAAAACGGCUUAAGGGGCUAUUCAUACCCAUUGAUCUUUGCGAGCAUCUAUAAAGUUUUACAGCUCCUAGCUAAGGAUGAUGUUCAACUGCUGAUAUGGGUCCCUAGACUUGUCCAAGCACUUCUGGCAGCUUUUGCUGAUGUGAAGCUUUAUUCAUUAGUGAGACACCUUGAAAAUGCAGAAACAGCAAAGUGGGUGUACUUCUGCCAGCUGUGCUCCUGGUUUACAUGGUAUUCCUGUACCAGAACUCUAACAAACACCAUGGAAACCCUUCUUACCAUUUUUGCUCUUUCCUACUAUCCAAUAAAAGGUUCCAAGAUGGGGAGCAGUUGCAAAUAUUUAACUUUAGUAGCACUUGCAAUUGUUAUUCGUCCCACUGCUGUUAUUCCAUGGAUACCUCUAGUCUUCAAUCAUUUUUGGCAAGAACAAAAAAAAGCUGACCUUGUCUUACACACCUGCAUUCCAGUUGGAUUGGUCACAGUGGGAACCUCUUUAAUAAUUGACCGUGUGUUUUUUGGUAAGUGGGUACUAGUUCAACUGAACUUCUUGAAAUUCAAUGUGCUGCAGAAUUUGGGAACAUUUUACGGUUCUCAUCCUUGGCACUGGUACUUUACCCAGGGACUACCAGUUAUCUUGGGUACCCAACUGCCUUUCUUUAUACACGGCUGUGUACAGGCACCAAGAAGAUAUCGCAUCUUUCUAAUAGCAGUCAUCUGGACCGUGUUAGUAUACAGCAUGCUGAGCCAUAAAGAAUUCAGAUUCAUCUAUCCAGUGCUGCCAUUUUGCAUAUUUUUUUGUGGAUAUUCUUUGGAACAACUGAAAGCCUGGAAGAAAUCUGCAGCAAGUUUCCUGCUUUUAUCAAACUUGCUCCCAGCACUGUAUACAGGCUUGAUUCACCAGCGAGGCUCUCUUGAUGUUAUGAGUCAUGUACAGCAACUGUGUAAUAACUCUUACCAGUCACAAGCUUCUGUCCUCAUCAUGAUGCCAUGCCACACUACUCCAUUUUACAGCCACGUUCAUUGUCCUUUAAAAAUGAGAUUCCUUCAGUGUCCCCCGGACCUAACUGGAAAUGAGAGCUAUAUUGAUGAAGCAGAUUUAUUUUACUCUAAUCCACUUGCCUGGCUUAAUGAGGAGUUUUACAAUGAUACGUUAUUACCCAGCCACUUGAUUUUCUUCAAUGUGCUAGAACAGGAAAUAUCAUCAUUUCUAGCUUUAAAGGGCUACGAGAAAUCUGCCACUGUCUUUCAUACUCAUGUACCUCAAGGACGAGUUGGAAGCCACAUCUACGUCUAGAAAAAAACUGAAAUGAAUCAUGCCUGAGGAUCAGUUUUUAGACUUAAGAUAUAAUGAAAAAACUUUUACAUAGUUGUACUACACUUAAAAGAUCUUAUACUACAGAAAAGAGAGGGUAGUGAGUCUGAAACCUGGUAAGUAAAAUUGGGAAGUCUGAUUAGGCAGCUAUUGACAGUUUUGAAAUAUCUAAAAAUUUUUCGGAAGGCAGCUUCAGUGGCAAUACAGGAUGGAGGGGCUAGAAACACAACACUAGUGAUCAUCAAAACCGAAGCUAUCACAUAACUAUUUCUACAGUAAGAAAUCAGACAAGACUGGACCAUUUUUUAUAUGGCUGUAGAGCUAUACUAGAUUUGUUUUUAUAAAUAAAGACUUUUACCCACAC